UGGUGCGGACCGCAAUAGCUUAGCGAGUGUAGCAUCUGUUAGUCGUCCCUUAGCAGCGCCCGAACAGCCGGGUGGAUGGGUGACAGUUCGUAGGACAAACAGUCCUAAACUCAAGCCUGCUGUCCCAGCUCACCACAAACCGCUUCAUGUUUCUAAUCGUUUUUCCCCGCUCAGCGACACACCCGCUGAGAAACCAACUCUGAUCAUUGGCAGCUCCAUAGUCAGAAACGUGAAGCUCGCGACACCAGCGACCAUAGUUAAAUGCCUCCCAGGGGCCAGAGCGGGCGACAUAGAAGCAAAUUUGAAACUGCUGGCUAAAGAUAAUCGUAAAUAUAGUAAGAUUGUUAUUCACGUGGGCGGUAACGACACCCGGUUACGCCAAUCGGAGGUCACCAAAAUUAGCGUGGCAUCGGUGUGUACUUUUGCUAAAACCAUGUCGGACUCCGUAGUUUUCUCUGGACCCUUGCCUGAUCUGACCAGCAAUGACAGGUUUAGCCGCAUGUCGUCGUUUCGCCGCUGGUUGUCUAUGUGGUGUCCAUCAAACGACGUGGGCUUUAUUGAUAAUUGGAGCUCUUUUUAGGGAAAACCUGGUCUGAUUAGGAGAGACAGCAUCCAUCCCACUUUAGCUGGUGCAGCUCUCAUUUCUAGGAAUAUGGCUGAUUUUAUUAGUACUCCUAAAGCAUGACAACCCAGAGUUAAGACCAGGAUGCAGAGUUGUAGUCUUACACACCUCUCUGCAGUUUCCUCACAGCUGUCACCCUCCAGUAAUUCAGUUAACUUUAUUGAGACUGUGUCUGUCCCCCGACCACCAAAAUUCAAUAAAUUAAACAAAUCAAAAAUAUACAAAAGAAAUAGUAACCACAAAAAUGUAAUAAAAAUUAAUACCACUAUUUCAACAGAGCAAAGAGACAGGAAAAUUAAAUGUGGUCUGUUAAAUAUUAGAUCUCUCUCGUCUAAAUCUCUGCUAGUAAAUGAGUUGAUAACUGAUCACCAGAUUGAUUUGUUCUGUUUGACUGAAACCUGGUUGCAGCAGGAAGAAUUUGUUAGCCUAAACGAAUCAACUCCCCCUAGUCAUAUUAACUGUCAUAUUCCUCGAAUCACAGGCCGAGGAGGAGGAGUAGCAGCAAUCUACCAUUCUAGUUUAAAAUUGAACCAGAGGCCUAAACCUGAUUACAGCUCAUUUGAAAAUCUCACUCUUAGUCUCUCUCAUCCAAAUUUGAAAGCUCAGAAACCAGUUUUAUUUGUUGUUAUAUAUCGUCCUCCUGCUCCUUAUUCUGAGUUUUUAUCUCAAUUCUCAGACUUUUUAUCUGAAUUAGUGCUCAGUUCAGACAAAGUUAUAAUUGUGGGUGACUUUAACAUUCAUGUUGACAUAGACAGCGACAGCCUUACAACAGCUUUUAAUUCAUUAUUAGACUCAAUUGGGUUUUCUCAACAUGUAAAUAAAUCAACUCAUAGUUUUAAUCACACUCUUGACCUUGUCCUGACUUAUGGCAUAGAAAUUGAAGAGUUAACAGUAUUUCCCCAGAACCCUCUUCUUUCUGACCAUUUUAUGAUAACGUUUCAAUUUAAAGUAAAGGAUUGUAUAGCAGCUGAGAACAAAUAUCAUUACAGGAGGUGUUUGUCUGACAAUUCAGUAUCUAAAUUUAAGGAAAUAAUACCCUCACUGUUUACUUCAGCAACAUUUACUGAUAAAUCAGAAGGCAAAUAUUAUUAUUUUACCCCCACAGAAGUGGAUUAUUAUGUUAAUAAUGCUUCAGCCUCACUGCGUACAACUCUUGAUAGUGUUGCACCUGUAAAAAGAAAGUUAUAUCUCAGAGAAGACUUGCUCCUUGGUAUAAUUCCCAGCUGCGGACUUUAAAGCAGGCAUCCUGAAAGCUGGAAAGAAAGUGGUAUUCCACUAAUUCAGAGGUAGUGUAUGUGGCUUGGAAAAAUAGUCUAGUAAUCUAUAAAAAAGCUCUUCGUAAUGCCAGGACAACUUAUUAUUCAUCUUUAAUAGAUGAGAACAAGAACAACCCUAGGUUUCUCUUUAGCACUGUAGCCAGGCUGACAAAGAGUCAGAGCUCCGUUGAACCUUGUAUUCCUUUAGCUUUAACCAGUAACAACUUCAUGAGCUUCUUUACACAUAAAAUAGUUCUGAUUAGAGAUAAAAUUAAUCUGGCCCUUCCUACAAAUGUCACAGAUGCUUUUGAAUUGGCUGUUAGACCUGAUGAAUCUUUAGAAUUCUUCACUCCUAUAUGUCUCUCUGAACUAAUUUCAACAGUUUCUACAUCCAAACCAUCAACAUGUCUUUUAGAUCCUAUCCCAACUAGACUCUUCAAGUAGAUUUU
Molecule: messenger RNA, 2327 nt
Organism: Acanthochromis polyacanthus (spiny chromis)
Lineage: Eukaryota; Metazoa; Chordata; Actinopteri; Pomacentridae
Exons: 2
Coding region: 707-1858 (383 amino acids)
Molecular function (GO): catalytic activity
Source: RefSeq, a predicted model, not a curated record